Molecule: messenger RNA, 624 nt
Organism: Rotaria sp. Silwood2
Lineage: Eukaryota; Metazoa; Rotifera; Eurotatoria; Philodinida; Philodinidae
Source: the annotation of a GenBank genome assembly
AUGAUUAUGUCACGUUUACUAUUGAGAAAAAUAUCUCGACCAGAAUCUAGUCGAUUUUUAUCAUCAUUAACUUCAUUUGAAGUUAAACCAGAACAAAAAACUAGAGAACUUUUCGAUAAAAUCAUACGUGUUGAUCAGGCUGGAGAAUUAGCUGCUGAUAGAAUUUAUGCUGGUCAAAUGGCAGUUUUAGGUCGUACAGAUGUUGGACAAACAAUUCAACAUAUGUGGGAUGAAGAAAAAGUACAUUUGGCAAAAUUUAAUGAAUUAAUACCCAAAUACAAAGCUCGACCAUCAGCAUUAUUACCAUUGUGGAAUGUCGCUGGUUAUGCAUUAGGUGCUGGAACAGCUUUACUUGGUAAAGAAGCAGCUAUGGCAUGUACAGUAGCUGUAGAAGCUGUUAUUAGUGAACAUUAUAACGAUCAAUUACGUGAUUUAAUGGAACAUGCAGAUCAUAUCAAAGAUAAAGAAUUAAUACAAACAAUUAGAAAAUUUCGUGAUGAUGAAAGUCAACAUCAUGAUAUAGGUUUAGCUAAUAAAGCUGAACAAGCACCUUUCUAUCAAAGUUUAACCAGUGUUAUUAAAAUGGGUUGUCGUUUGGGUAUCUAUAUAGCUGAACGUAUUUAG